CCUGUCUUGUUUGGUGUCGCCGCUUUCCCCUCCGUCGAGCGCCACCAGGCCACGCAGACACACGCUCAUUGGUCAACGAGCGAACGACGGCAUGACCUCACUACACUCAAAAGGGGCAGGAACGCUCACAACGCUCCCACACGCGGGCACAGAGGAAGCCAAGCCAGCAACCCCACCGCCCGUCGAUGCAUCAUUGCGAGAGGGUUGCAUACUUCCGGCUAGACUGACACAGACUCGGUUUCGCUACACACGACGAAGGAAGGCGGCGCUCUCUACUCAUCAACUAACUACACAGGAAGACCUACCUACCUACCAAUUCAUCUACCAGCCGCGACCACGCCCUCCUCACGCCCUACCACUGUAAGAUGUACACGGGUACGGCCCAAGUGGUUGGCUUGGCGGUUGUCAGCGCACGUAGUGGAGCCGGUAUCGGCCGCACGCGUCCUUGAUGGCCCUAUCGAUGUACCUGACACACACAUCUAUCCAUCCAUCCAUCCAUCGGUCGUCGAACUCGUCCGUGUCUGUGUGGGUGCGGCUCACAUUUAAGCGUCCUCCCCCCCGGCUGAGCACAUCUCCCCGCCCUCGAAGGCGUGCAUCUCCGCCAUAAUCUCGCCCCGAGUGAUGCCCUUCGACUGCACAUACACACACACAGAAUACAUCAACCAUCCUCUACGUGUAUCCUCCUUGUGUUCUCGGGUGGGGGGGUGUGCCACACCACACACACCGGGGUUUUAGCCUUGAUGGCGAGGGUCAACACGCGGUGCACACCACACUGGCGUACGGAUGGCGGUGUGGAUGGGUCACCUACCUUUGUCCAUGUCGUUGGCGUUGGUGAAGAUGAUGCUCUCAUACGGGUACACCACCUCCUGCGAUACCCAUCCAUCAGACACACAUGCAUACACAUGACCUGCCUGGGCUUCUUACGUCCAUGGGUUUCUUGUGGCUGGCCAUGUCUUGAGGUCCGAAUCCACCUAUGUGGAUCUCAUACACGUCGGGGUGGAUGAUGCCCUCCAGGUCGAUGAACCGGGGCUCUUUGCGCCGCUUGCCGCCCUUGACCUCCUUCAAAACCUCCUGGACCACACAGACACACAAACACGGUAGAUCUGCACGGAGUCCUCCCUCACGAGCCGUACCUUUCCGGCCUCGUAGUCCUUCAAUGACAUGCCCUUCUGGCGCGGCACCUGCUGCUUCUUCUGUGAGCUCAUGGAUGGGGAGUGGAGGGACAGUUGCUGGUCGAGACGAGGCGAGAAAGAACGACG
Messenger RNA from Vitrella brassicaformis, 1259 nucleotides. The record is from the annotation of a GenBank genome assembly. Lineage: Eukaryota; Vitrellaceae.